This is a messenger RNA of Hippopotamus amphibius kiboko, 1209 nucleotides long. Its product is annotated as zinc finger protein 433-like. The record is from RefSeq and is a predicted model, not a curated record. Gene Ontology annotation, biological process: regulation of DNA-templated transcription. NCBI's taxonomy places the organism in Eukaryota, Metazoa, Chordata, Mammalia, Artiodactyla, Hippopotamidae.
AUGAGGAAGUAUGGACAGAGGGACUCAGUGACCUUUGAGGAUGUGGCUGUGAACUUCACCCUGGAGGAAUGGGCUUUACUGGAUCCUUCACAGAGGAAACUCUACAGAGAUGUGAUGAAGGAAAUAUUCUGGAACCUGGCCUCUGUAGGAACAAAAUGGGAUGAUGAUGACAUUGAAGAGCAAUAUGAAAACCAGGGGGGGAAACCAAGAAUUCACUCUGGAGAGAAGCUGUAUGAAUGUAAGCAAUGGGGUAAAGGUUUACAUUAUCAAAAAGAUUUCCAAAAACACAAAAGAGAUGACACUGGAGAAAAACCCUAUGAAUGUAAGGAAUGUGAGGAAGCCUUCAUUAAUCCCAGCUCUCUUCAAAUACAUGAAAGGAGUCGCAGUGGCGAGAAACCAUAUGUGUGUAAAACAUAUUCUAAAGCAUUUAGUAUUCCCCUGUAUCUUCAAAAACAUGAAAAAACCCACACUGGGGAGAAACCAUAUAAAUGUAAAGAAUGCAGGAAAGCAUUCAAUAAUCCCAAUUCUCUUCACAUACAUGAAAGGACUCACACCAGAGAGAAACCAUAUGUGUGUAAAACAUGUUCUAAAGUAUUUAGUAUUCCCCGAUAUCUUCAAAAACAUGAAAAAACCCACACUGCAGAAAAACCCUAUGAAUGUAAAAUAUGUGGAAAAACCUUCAGUUCCACCUAUGUUCAAGUGCAUGAAAGAAUUCACACUGGAGAGAGACCCUAUAAAUGUAAGGAAUGUGGGAAAGCCUACCUUUCUCUCUCAGGCAUUCAAAGACAUAUGAGCCUGCAUACUGGAGAGAAACCAUAUAAAUGUGUAGAAUGUGGGAAAGCAUUUAUUAUUCCCUGUUUUCUUCAAACACAUGAAAAGACUCACACUGGUGAGAAACCGUUUAUAUGUAAAAUAUGUUCUAAAGCAUUUCGUUUUUCCAGUUCUCUUCAAAAACAUGAAAGAACGCAUACAGAAAAACCCUAUGACUGUAAAAUAUGUGGGAGAACUUUUGCUUCCACUUAUGUUCAAGUGCGUGAAAGAACUCACACUAGAGAGAAGCCCUGUGUAUAGGAAUGUGGGAAAAUCUACAUUUCUUUCUUAGGCAUUCAGAGACACAUGCAUACUACAGAGAAACCAUGUAAAUGUGAAGAAUGUGGGAAAACCUUCUCUGAUCUCUCUACUUUGCAAAAGCAUGAAAGGAUUCCCUAG